ACUCAUCAUGUUCUGAAGCACCAAUGGUAGAGGCUCGGAUCUGCCCAAAACCCACAAUUUCACAUCUGCAAACACUGUCUUCAUCCACUUGACUCCCAAGACCCGCCCACACGUGGCCAACCUUUUGCGUUUUUAAUGCUUUUUCACUGCAGGUUCAUGUGUUGAGACCAACCUUAUAUGGACUGAUCAGACCGCGGAUUGCCAAACUGGUGCAGCAACUUUCCUGCAUACAUUUCCCCAGAAUAUGUCGUUGACCAACACAAAGACGGGCUUUUCUGUAAAGGACAUUUUGGACCUCCCUGACACGAAUGAUGAAGAAGGAUCUAUCACUGGACCGGAGGAAGAUAACGAGGGAUCAGAGACAACAAAAAACACUGGAGUUUUGGUGCAAAGUCCUCUCGAAAACGUUCAGAAUCUGCCUAUAAAGAACCCCUUUUAUGAUAGUAGUGACAAUCCUUACACAAGAUGGCUUGCCACCACGGACAGUAUCCAAUAUUCACUGCAUGGUCUAUCAGCUAGUUCUCAAGACUCAGCCAAGUCCCCAGAACCCUCCGCGGACGAAUCGCCAGACAAUGACAAGGAAACUUCAAGCAACGGCAGCGACUCCGGUAAGAAGAGAAAAAGAAGAGUGCUGUUUUCCAAAGCACAGACGUACGAACUUGAGCGUCGAUUUAGGCAACAGAGAUACCUUUCCGCUCCAGAGAGAGAACACCUCGCGAGUUUGAUUCGCCUGACUCCAACUCAAGUGAAAAUUUGGUUCCAGAAUCAUCGAUACAAAAUGAAGAGAGCGCGCGCUGAAAAAGGUAUGGAAGUGACCCAUCUCCCCUCUCCCCGGCGGGUGGCCGUGCCUGUCUUAGUCAGGGAUGGAAAGCCUUGUCAUACUCUUAAAGCUCAGGACUUGGCGGCCACAUUUCAGGCUGGAUUCCCCCUCUCGGCAUAUAGCGCCCAGACCCUUCAUCAAAUGCAAUAUAAUGCUCAGUACAGCGCCGCCACCACGCCACAAUUCCCUUCAGCACAUCACUUGAUGCAAACGCAACAGUGGACUUGGUGA
Molecule: messenger RNA, 1051 nt
Organism: Salvelinus namaycush (lake trout)
Lineage: Eukaryota; Metazoa; Chordata; Actinopteri; Salmoniformes; Salmonidae
Gene: nkx2.2a
Product: NK2 homeobox 2a
Exons: 3
Coding region: 245-1051 (268 amino acids)
Biological process (GO): regulation of transcription by RNA polymerase II; cell differentiation
Cellular component (GO): nucleus
Molecular function (GO): RNA polymerase II cis-regulatory region sequence-specific DNA binding; DNA-binding transcription factor activity, RNA polymerase II-specific
Source: RefSeq, a predicted model, not a curated record